Messenger RNA from Durio zibethinus, 1582 nucleotides. RefSeq lists its product as uncharacterized. NCBI's taxonomy places the organism in Eukaryota, Viridiplantae, Streptophyta, Magnoliopsida, Malvales, Malvaceae. The record is from RefSeq and is a predicted model, not a curated record.
AUUUAUGAAAGGUUUCCAUUACAUAUGCCACCAAAAACAUAUAAACCUAGGCUAUUCCUGGAGUCCUUUUGCCACAAAACUAAAUUUUUUCCAAGAUGAUUGUAGCCAAUCCCCCUUAUUUUGCAUCAUGAAAUGCCCUUUACUAGUUCAUGAGUUACAUAAAAAAUAUAUAUUUGUUAAUUCUCCAAAGAUUCCGUAUGAUAUGAAUAAUUAGGAAUAAAAGAUUGCAAGUAGUGUUUGCAUCCCGAUGUCUCGAAGUCAAGGAUUUCAUAUUAACAAUUUCAUGAAGACACCUCAUCAAGAAAUUGAUUCCCGGACGCUAAUGAAUUCCCCUUGUAGAGCAAUUCAAGAUAUAUAACCCUUCAAUGCACUCCUCCACUAUCAUUAAUUACUUGAUUCCAAAAAUUUUAAGCAAUGUCUUUCAGGAAGGAGAAUCUUGAUUUGGUUUUGGUCCCUGCUGGGUUGCUGAUCAUGUUUGUUUACCAUCUAAUCCUUUUUUACAGAUACUUGUAUCUUCCUCACACGACAGUCAUUGGCUUUGAAAAUCAUAACAAAGAAGCUUGGGUUGAAAGGGUUUUGCAGGCUGAUAAGGAUGAUAUUAGUAGGGCAUUGACUGUGAUCGGAUCCAACACAUCGGCUGCAACUUUCUUAGGCUCAGUCUGUUUGACUCUCAGUUCCCUUAUUGGAGCCUGGCUUGGAUCAAAUAAUAUCUUUCAAAGCAAUCUAAUUUAUGGGGACACAAGGCCAUCCACCAUGUCCAUUAAGUAUAUCUGCCUUCUCACCUGUUUCCUCCUUGCUUUUUCUUGCUUUGUUCAAUCAGCCAGGAAUUUUGUCCAUGCAAACUAUCUAAUAACCACACCAAACUGUGAGGUAUCAGUCGAUUCUGUGAGAAUAGCAGUUCUCAGGGGAGGUGAUUUAUGGGCACUUGGGCUUAGAGCACUUUAUUUUGCUCUUGAUUUGCUUCUCUGGUUUUUUGGUCCCAUCCCAAUGUUUGUUUCUUCAAUAGUUAUGGUUUUUGUCCUCCAUUACCUUGAUACUAAUACCAGACCUUUGCACCCCUAUCCAAAUCCGAUCACUCAGAAGGUCACUGCUAGAAGGAACCGAGGUUUAGUUGUCUAGAAUCAAUUUUUCAGUUCCAUGAAUUUGGAAAAAUAUCCAAUAUUCUUUUUUGACAUAUGCAAUUAUAUUUGUUUCAAGCUGAAACACCAGAUAUGAAAGAGUUGAUGGCUGAAGGUUGGGACUUAGGGAGUUUCGUGUUGGCAAUUUUUUGCUUAUUGUCACUUCUAAGUUGGGGUGUUGAUUGAAACAACUUUCGAUCUCCCCCACAUUAGUUGAUUGCGUUUGAUUUGUUGAUAAAUGAUGAAAUAGUUGCAACUUUCUGCAUCAAGAACUAGGCUGCUCAUAAUCAUGUGCAGUACCUUCAUCAAUAAGCAAAGCUAAAAUGCUUCAGAAGUUUAGCUCUGCACUAAUCGAUUAUUUAAUCCUCCAUGUUAAAUCACAAUUGCAAUUCUUUCAUGCAUAGUGGUUAAAAAAAAAAAAACUCUGUUUGACUUACAUAUAUUUGAAACUACCUGGCUGGCUC